Camelina sativa (false flax) is the source of this 2109-nucleotide messenger RNA. Lineage: Eukaryota; Viridiplantae; Streptophyta; Magnoliopsida; Brassicales; Brassicaceae. The record is from RefSeq and is a predicted model, not a curated record.
AUGGUGGAUGACCCUCUAGAAAUGAGUCAAAUAGCAGUAGCACACUUCCAAUCCAUACUUGGUCCCCACUCUCUGCCACCAAUCGCUGUCUCUCUUAACUGGCUUCAAAGUAUUAUCCAAUACCGUUGUUCCUCUGAGCUGAAACAAACAAUGAUAAAGCUUCCCACGUCAGAAGAGAUUAAGAGAGUGAUGUUUAAAAUUAAUGGGAAUAAGGCUCCAGGCCCUGAUGGGUUCACCUCAAAUUUCUACAAGACUGCUUGGGAAAUUCUUGGUUCGGAUGUUACUGGUAGCAUUAUGCAUUCUUUCAUUCAGCUUUCCUCCCGGCGGCUGUUGAAGCCUGUUUUCCCUGACUUGAUUCAAAAGAACCAAACUGCAUUCAUUAAAGGAAGGUUGUUAGUUGAGAAUACACUGGUAUCUGCAGACUUGGUCAAUGGAUAUCAAAAAGAAAAAGGACCUAAGCGUAUCACUAUCAAAGUAGACAUUGCAAAAGCGUUUGAUACGGGAGAUCCACUCUCACCCUACCUCUUUGUCCUUGUCAUGAAUUGUUUAUCAGUCAUGUUAGAUAAAGCAGCUGAGGAGGGUAAAUUCAAAUAUCACUACAAAUGUCAGAGGUUAAAACUCACGCACCUGUGCUUUGCUGAUGACCUUUUAAUUUUUACUGAUGGAUCCCUUUCUUCUGUACUAAGUGUCCUCCAAGUACUAAAAUCAUUCGAAGAGGCCUCAGGACUUGCGAUCAGUCUCCCCAAAACAAGUUUCUUUGCAUCCGGACUGCAUCAGCCUGAAAUUGAUCAAAUCAAGGCAGCAUCAGGCAUUGCUCAUGGCCAACUCCCUAUACGCUAUUUGGGUAUUUCUCUAUGCACCAAAAAACUUACGCUGCUUGACUGUGCUCCUCUCAUUCAGCGUGUGAAAACAAAACUCAAUAGCUGGUCGACCAGAACUCUCUCUUUUGCAGGCCGGUUGCAAAUGCUAAAUACUGUCAUAGCUGGUAUCACAAAUUUCUGGUGCUCUGCAUUGGUGCUGCCAAAGAAAUGUAUCGACACUUUGAACUCUCUUUGUGGAAUGUUCUUAUGGAAGGGUUGCCUUGAGGGACACCAUUCAGCGCGAGUUGCUUGGAGCACGGUUGUCACUGCAAAAUCAGAAGGAGGGUUAGGCAUACGAGAUCUAAAAAAGUGGAACAAGGCUUGUCUAGUUAAACUUAUCUGGCUGCUUUUCUUUAGAUCUGGGUCGAUUUGGGUAGCUUGGUUCAAAGAAGCUGUCCUUGCUGGUAACUUGAGCAAUUUCUGGGUCAGGAAACCAAAUAGCCAGCACUCUUGGAUAGCGAAAAAACUUUUAAAGAUAAGAGAAGAAGCUUACCCUUGGAUAAUGGUGAAGCUAGGAAAUGGACGAAAGUGUCGCUUCUGGUCAGAUCGUUGGUGUAAGCUAGGGCGAAUGAGCGACUCCUUGAGUGGGGAUCUGUCUAUAGGUAUUCCCAAAAGUGCAGUCCUGGCGGAUCUAUGGAGAAGAGGGAACUGGAGAUUACCACCUGCAAGGUCGGAGGCCCAAGUUAGUUAUCAAGCUGAAUUAUCGGCUCUACAACUAACGGAGGAAGAAGACUCUCAUACCUGGUGGAUUAAUGAUCGAGUGAAGGACAGUCACUCAACCGGUAGGAUCUGUUCAGCGCUAGGUGAAGAGUUGCCUUCGGUGCCGUGGCAUAAGAUUGUUUGGACCUCCGGAGGAAUCCCCAAACACAAUUUUUUAACUUGGUUGGUUGUAUUGAACAGGUGCCCAACUCGUGACCGACUUUUGCAAUGGGGAUUGCAGGUUGACUCCCGCUGUUUACUCUGCGCGAUUGGAUCUGAAAGCCGUGAUCAUCUUUUCUUCAACUGCCCAUACAGCUGGUCGCUAUGGAGCAAGAUCUCUCGCCGCUGCAACCAUAACUCUGCACCUUCCUGGACUGGAACAAUGAACGGUCUCAUCAACUACAAAGGCUCCCGUGAAGCAAGGAAACUCCUACUAAUCGCCUGGCAGGCACUGAUAUACUUCCUUUGGACUGAACGGAAUCACAGGUUGCAUCGGAACUGUUUUAAGCCAGCUGAUCAUCUCCUCCAUCAGGUUGAUCAGCUUGUGUGA